Nothoprocta perdicaria is the source of this 2013-nucleotide messenger RNA. It is a transcript of the gene CABLES1, whose product is annotated as Cdk5 and Abl enzyme substrate 1. Lineage: Eukaryota; Metazoa; Chordata; Aves; Tinamiformes; Tinamidae. Bases 1 to 1389 code for a protein of 462 amino acids. The record is from RefSeq and is a predicted model, not a curated record. Gene Ontology annotation, biological process: nervous system development; regulation of cell cycle. Gene Ontology annotation, cellular component: cytosol. The transcript has 11 exons.
AUGAAGUACGGAUCACUCCUAGCAAGCAGCAGGUGCCGAUUUGACCCCUGUCUGGCCCCGCCGCGGCUCGGCAGCCCCCCCCCGGCGGCGCCCGACGAGGAGCCGCGCGACGAGCAGGACGACGACGAGGAGGAGGAGGAGGAGGAAGACGCCUUCGCCGCCGUGCAGGUGCCGCCCGCCGCCUUCCUGGGCGCCGCGGCGGGCGGCAGCCGCGGCCGCCUCAACUCCUUCACGGCCGGGGUGCUGCCCGCGCCCUUCGGCCGCGCCAGCCCGCAGGGCGCCGGCGACAGCGCCCUGCCCGGGGCCGCCUUCGAGCUGCAGCGAUCGCGGCGCCGGCUGAUCUCCCAGCGAUCUUCUCUGGAGACCCUGGAGGACAUUGAGGAAAAUGCCCCGCUGCGGAGAUGUCGGACUCUCUCAGGAUCCCCCAGACCAAAGAACUUCAAGAAGGUUCAUUUCAUCAAGAACAUGAGGCAACACGACACCAGGAACGGCAGAAUAGUCCUUAUCAGCAGCAGAAGAUCCUUCUGUAGCAUAUUUUCAGUGCUGCCAUAUCGAGACUGUACCCAAGUCGGGGAUGUGAAGUUGGACGGAGGACGUCAGUGCCAUUCUGCAGGAGUGUGUCUGAAAGAAAUAAUUGGUCUUGAAGGUGUGGAGCUGGGAGCGGAUGGGAAGACCGUUUCUUACACGCAGUUCCUGUUCCCAACGAAUGCCCUGGGAGCGCGGAGGAACACCAUAGACUCCACCUCGUCCUUCUCCCAGUUCCGCAAUGCAAGCCACCGCAGCCUGUCCUUGGCCAGAGCUAACAGCACCCAAGGGAGCAUCGAUGCAGGUAGUGAACUGGGAGACUAUGUUGAAUACGACCCAAAUCUUCUAGAUGAUCCCCAAUGGCCCUGUGGCAAACAUAAGCGGGUUUUAAUAUUCCCUUCAUAUAUGACCACAGUCAUUGACUACGUGAAGCCAUCAGAUCUCAAGAAGGACAUGAACGAGACCUUCAAGGAGAAGUUCCCUCACAUCAAGCUGACCCUCAGUAAAAUACGAAGCCUGAAGAGGGAGAUGCGCAAGCUUGCUCAGGAGGAGUGCGGCUUCGAAGAGCCCACCGUGGCCAUGGCCUUCGUGUACUUCGAGAAGCUGGCGCUCAAGGGCAAGCUGAACAAGCAGAACAGGAAGCUUUGCGCCGGCGCCUGCGUCCUCCUCGCCGCCAAAAUCGGCAGUGACCUCAGAAAACACGAAGUCAAGCAUCUUAUAGAUAAACUGGAAGAGAAGUUCCGGCUGAACCGGCGCGAGCUCAUCGCCUUCGAGUUCCCGGUGCUCGUGGCCUUGGAGUUCGCGCUGCACCUGCCCGAGCACGAGGUGAUGCCGCACUACAGGCGCCUGCUGCAGCACUCCUAGCGCCGGCCGCCCGGCCCGCGGCCGCUCCGGCCGCCGCGCCGGCUCCGCGGAGCUGCCGCCACGACUGGAAACGCACGAGCCGCCUCGCCACGCUCCGCUCGCCCGCCCUUGCCUUGCUCUCUCCAAAAACAGCUUUUGGGGGGGUUAUUUUUCCCUUUCUCCCGCAACAUAUAGGAAACUCCGCGCUGACGUAAGGCUCUGCGCUCUGACAGCUUUCCCUAUGGCUCCUUCCUCGAAGCAGGUGAAGCCCGAGGCGCUGCGUAGUGGUCACUGUUUGCUGGAGCUGGGUGGCCGCCGGCCCUGCCUGCGGGGACUGCGCACGGAGGAGAUAGCAAAGCCGAAGCAGGCACCCCCAGACGCCAAGGGCGGCCUCCACUCCAUCCCCCUCCAUCCCACAGCCCCCGAGGGCCCUCCCGAGCGCCUUCCCCCAGGGCUUUUUCUCCCGGCCUGCUGCGACUUACACGAGGACUUCUUAGCCGCUGCGAAAAAGCUUUUACAGAAGAUUUCUUCACUGUGUCCAAAAACAAAAAACAGAAAAAAAAAAAAAAAGAGAGAACGUGCCAAUCUAUUUUUGUAUCAGCAACUGGAAGUGCACUUUUUCCUGUGGGGUGUUUGUGCGUGUGA